GGUGUAUGGUGUUGUCUACAUCCGACGCAUCAUUUCGCGUUCCGUUGUUUCGAUUAACCUUGUAGUGCGUGGAGAGUAGAUUGGAGAGGGUGGUCUGAUAGCUUUCCUUGGUGCGGUGGCCGCAGUAAGAGCGUCGAUUUCUCUUUUGAAAUUAUCGCGUAGUAACUGUGCCGAUCGUGGACUGGAUCUGUCAAUUGGAAUGUUGAUAGGGACUUGGGGUCUCCAGAUCCCCACUCGGGUGCGAAGAAAGCUAAGUCGAGUUGUUGCAGAGUCCGUCGUUGAGGUCGUGUCGUGUGAUGUGGAAUCCGAGAGAUGGGCGGUAUGUCUGAGGACAUUGUGCCGAGGUUCUGAGGCAAGCAAACUGGAGAAUGAAUGGAUGUCCAGCAGGGUUUGUUGUCGUAUAUGGUGCAGAAGGCGUUGAAAAGUGCUACUCCGAGGUUGAAAGGCGAUGGGUUUAAUUCGUGGCCGCACUUUUCUGCCCAUAUCUGCCAUAGUAGUGCCGUCUUGAGUAUCUCCCAUGGGGUGUUGGCAUUUACGGGACAAUGCUUGCAGUUGUUCCGCAAAAUGCCGUUGUUGCUAUGUCCGAGGACAUUGUCCCACGUGUACCAUUUGUUCCCGGCCUUCCAGAAAUGUCCACUAUGGAAGCAGUCCGUGAGCUCUAAAUGUAGGAGUUCGUUCGUUCCAGGCUGUUAUCUCGCACUGCCCCCUGCCUGUGGUUGCACUUCCCCCUUGUUUAUCCUUCAGAUGUUCGAUAUUGUUGAAAUCCCCAGCCAUUAUGUGGUGGGCAGGAGGGAGAGGGUGUCGCUUGAUUGUUUUCCAUAGUCUAGCUCUGCUGCCAGUAUGUUGUACCCAUAUACGUUAAUUACUCCAAGUUUGAGAGAUUGUGUGAGUUUGAAUGUAACGUACUGUGCACGGCCGGAUUCAAUGACUCCAUAUUCGCAGACCUAUGUUGCGAGUUUCUUAGAGAGCAGGAUUCCUAUUUCUCCCAUGGAGUCUUUGGCCGCAGAGCAACGGGCUUCGCUCCACCGGGAGGUACCACGUAGCAGUUCGAGUUGUGAUGUUCUCUUUCGGCAUUCGUGAAUUGAAAGUUUGUGUUCUUGAAUGAUUAAUAGAUCGGGCCUAGGGGUAGUUCUCGCGAAGAAUUCCUUGAUCUCUCGUCUUUUGAGGAAGCCAGCACGUUCACGGCCCAGACAUUGAAUGUUCAAGGAGGCGACGGUGAGGGGUUCUAACAUUCUCCCGAGCCCACUUCCGAGGGGCGGGCGUCCCCAUUUCCUGUGAGAUGGCUUAGUGUGUGUUCGGUGGUGUGCACGGUGGUUUCAGAUAUGGUCGUGGGGGUGAUGAAGUCCAUCGGCAAGUCCUGAGGGGGGUUGCAACCGAAGAGGAGUUGUCUUCCCUGUUCCUCGAUUGGAUCUCCCAUGGAUUGGCCUCCAUGUGUGGUAAUGUCGAGAUUUGGUUUUGAAUAAAGUUGGGGAGUAUGUGCCAGAUGUAACUGUGGCGGUCGAAGGGUGAAGAUUGUUUCGUCGCAUACUAUGAUAGCUGUGAGGAUGCAUAGUGCCGACUUUCCGGAGGGUCGAAGCCAUUCGUACCUCCAGGAUCCGUCUUCCCAGUUUCGUAUCGGAUUUCUGUGUUUGUUUUGUAACGUUAUCUUGGGUCGGAGUUGUAGCAUUGUUUCGUUUACCAAGUGGGUUUUUGCUUCUUCUUGUGUCCAUGAGGACUUGUUGAGCGGUUGGGUCAAGUAGAAGGAUAUUGGUGGUGUCUCAUCAUGUAUGGCUAUGGGGUGUGGCAUAUAAACCGUCAUCUUGUUUGAGGACGGUAAGGGGGAGCACCGCGGCUGAGAAUUCUGAGCCUUGUGGCUGGGUUUUCCAGUUGAGGGCAGUCCACUAGUCUGGGUGAAUAUAGGUAGUGUUGUAGUCUACAGCCCCUUCUUGUAAGGUAUCUAUGACGUCCUCCCAGGAGUGUGGUUUAACUGGUUUCCAAACGAAUCCCUUGUUGGGGCUUUUCCUUGCGGGCUGUCUUUUCCGAUAUUCUGUUGAGCCUGCGGGUGAGACGUCGCCGUUGAAGCUUUGUCCCGAGUUGCUGCUGAUGGGAAUAGGCUCUGGGGUGUUGAAGGUUGGCGUGGCUUUUCUGCGAACUUUGUUGGUACUCUUGUUUACGAUGCGGUUUUCGGCUGGUCUACGAUAGAUGUUGCAGUCAGGUGUUGUGUGGUCGUAUGACCUACAUCGAUUGCAUUUGGUGUUGAAUCCGCUUAAGAGGAGAGUAUGUUCCUGUUCUUAGUCUUCCUCUGUGUCUAGUCUGUUGAUUUUGAUGGUUUUAGGUAGUGCUGUGGUGUUUGCAACAAGGAUUCUAACUCUAGGCCCAGAGAUCUUUGACCGGUGUAGUUCACUGUCGUCGAUCGUCAGUAUUUCAAAGAGUUGGGAGAGGGUGGGGUGUGGAAACUCCUUCGUCCUUAGUGCGUGUGGAAGCUCCAAAACCUGUACUCAUAAUGCUGUUUUUUGUUGCUUGUGUGUAGCGGAAAGGUCUAGUUCGUAGUAGGGGGUCCAGGGGUAGAAGCAUAUCUCCUUGUUAUCGAUUUUGUAGCUGUACUUGGUGAGGGUUUGUUUGACGCCAUCUAGGUGGUUGAAUUGUAUCUCUACAUAGUUAUUCUCUCUCAUUCUCAAGCA
This is a messenger RNA of Physcomitrium patens, 2660 nucleotides long. RefSeq lists its product as uncharacterized. The record is from RefSeq and is a predicted model, not a curated record. NCBI's taxonomy places the organism in Eukaryota, Viridiplantae, Streptophyta, Bryopsida, Funariales, Funariaceae.